Rhinichthys klamathensis goyatoka is the source of this 1312-nucleotide messenger RNA. It is a transcript of the gene slc25a39, whose product is annotated as solute carrier family 25 member 39. Gene Ontology annotation, biological process: mitochondrial transmembrane transport. Bases 153 to 1232 code for a protein of 359 amino acids. The record is from RefSeq and is a predicted model, not a curated record. The transcript has 12 exons. Lineage: Eukaryota; Metazoa; Chordata; Actinopteri; Cypriniformes; Leuciscidae.
CACCCGCUCUGCGUGCUGCUGCUGUUGUGCGCAUUGAGUCUCACUCUCCGACUGCACGACGGAGGAGAGACUCGCUUGAGAAUGUCACGAACCGAACAGAUGCACAAAACCCCUCCGGUUUAGACAAAAGGUCUUUCAGGUGGGCCGACAGGAUGGGGGAAGGGCCUGCAGUCAGGCCUUUGGCUGCUAUUACGCCCGUGCAGCAGAUGCUGGCGUCUGGCACUGGGGCUGUGCUAACAUCUCUUUUUGUCACACCAUUGGAUGUAGUGAAGAUCAGACUUCAAACCCAGCAAACUCCCCUCUAUCAAGCACUAGCAGCAGAUUCAAGGCCCUGGGCUGGGGUCAUCCGCCCUUCAAAAUGGAAAUGUUUCCUCUAUUGUAACGGGUUGAUGGACCACGUCUAUGUGUGUCAGAAUAUGUCAAGCUGCUCCAGCUGGUACAAAACCCCCACCCAUUUCAGUGGGACUGUGGAUGCAUUUGUUAAGAUCACACGUAAUGAGGGGAUCAGGUCUUUGUGGAGCGGACUUCCCCCCACACUGGUGAUGGCAGUUCCUGCCACAGUCAUCUACUUCACCUGCUAUGACCAGCUGCGAGACUUCCUGCGUUACAGCAUGGGCUAUCAAGGGGACCAUAUUCCCCUUAUAGCAGGAGGGUUAGCGAGAUUGGGAGCAGUGUCUGUGAUCAGUCCUCUGGAGUUGGUUCGGACUAAGAUGCAGUCCCGCAGACUCCCAUACAGCGAGCUGAUGGUGUGUAUCCGCUCGUCUGUGGCUCAGGAUGGCUGGUUAUCUCUCUGGAGAGGCUGGGGUCCCACUGUCCUACGGGACGUGCCCUUUUCAGCCCUGUACUGGUUUAACUAUGAGCUAGUGAAGGCACAGCUGUGUGAGCGGUACAGUGCACCACAGACCUCCUUCACCAUCAGUUUUACAGCCGGGGCCGUCUCAGGAGCUAUCGCUGCAGUUCUGACCCUGCCGUUUGACGUGGUGAAAACGCGCAGGCAAAUCCAGUUAGGGGAAAUGGAUGCUGUCGGAGCAAUCUCUAGGAAGAAACCAGCCUCCACAUGGAACAUGAUGAGGAAUAUCUGGAUUGACAUGGGAUACAGGGGUUUGUUUGCAGGUUUCCUUCCAAGAGUGAUCAAAGUUGCUCCCGCCUGUGCAGUCAUGAUCAGCACUUAUGAGUUUGGGAAGACUUUCUUUCAGAAGCGUAACCUGGAUCAGGCGAGAUGUGGUCUUUGAUAUGGGCGAGAGGACCUGUGGUUUGUCCAGGAUCUAGCCCUGAGGAAGCUGAGAGGGACUCAUUGUCAGCUACUGCAAAC